UGGUGAGUGCGUCGGCAUACCGUCAACAGUCCAGCACCGGAACCCGACACGAACGCCGGAGAAGAACGAGUAGAACGACCAGCGGAAUCAAAUAAACAAGGAGCCAAAAAGGACGAAAAACGUUAACCGGCCGACAAGAUGACUCUCGUACAGCCUACCGUGGAGAUGCAACAGCACAUCCGCACCGAAUUGAAUGAAGACGUAUCCACUCGGGACAAGGAUCUGGAACACAUCAAAGAAUGGUUACGUAUGCAACCGCACUUACCUCAGUUUCACGAUGACGCUCGCAUCAUGACGUUCCUGCGGGGAUGUAAAUUCUCUUUGGAAAAGACUAAGAGGAAGUUGGACAUGUACUUCACGAUGAGAGCAGCUGUACCGGAGUUUUUCAGCAACCGGGACCCAACGCUGCCGGAAAUCAAAGAAGUGAUGAGAGUCGCGAACGUGCCGCCACUUCCAGGUCUGACACCGAGCGGCCGCCGUGUGGUCAUGAUGCGCGGUGUGGAUUUGGAGCACAUCGCCGCGACCGUGGCAGACGGCAUGAAAGUAGUGCUAAUGAUCGGUGACAUAAGGUUGAAGGAGGAGAACGUCGGCGUGGCCGGAGACGUGUAUAUUUUGGACGCCAGCGUGGCAACUCCUCAAAACUUCGCCAAUCACUUUGCCAAGUUCACGCCGUCCUUGAUCAAAAAGUUCCUCAUUUGCGUACAGGAAGCGUACCCGGUAAAAUUGAAGGAAGUUCACGUCAUUAACGUGUCGCCACUCGUCGACACCAUAAUCAACUUCGUGAAACCUUUCCUUAAAGAGAAAAUUCGUAACAGGAUCCACGUGCAUUCAUCGAUGGAUUCGUUAAACGAAUUUGUUCCUAAAGAUAUGCUUCCGGAAGAGUACGGAGGCAAAGCUGGACCUAUAGCCGAAAUUAACCGCCAGUGGUACGAGAAAAUGGUCACUUACAAGGAUUGGUUCCAGGAACAGGAAAAGAUCAAAGCUGACGAGUCCAGGCGUCCUGGAAAGCCCAAGACGCAAGACGAUCUGUUCGGAAUGGAAGGAUCCUUCAAACAGCUGUCUAUCGAUUGAACACAUCGCACGCACGAGCAUGAUAAUAUACUUACACACAUUUUAAAUUUGUUCAAUAAAACGCGCGAAAACUUCACACAAACCGGGUGGUAGCCUAGACACGUAUUUUUUAAUUAAAUUUUUUUCCGUAUACAUUCACAUAUCGCCAGUUUGGACUGCACAUUUAUCGCGCUGUUUCGUGGAUUCUCAUACGUGAAUUGGCAUUUGUUUUUAUUUGUGCGACGUAUAAUUUUACAUCCAUAUACGUGUGCGCUUCUAUAAAAAUAUGUUUGUUUUUCUUAUUCUCGCUUUAUGAUUAAUAUACUACGGUGUAUGUACAUAAUAUUAAAAACUGAUACCUAUUGUACGGCGAUAUACAAAAUAAUGCAAUUAUCUCUUGUUGUUAAGCAUGGACGUCAUGAUUUCAUUUUUGUUAUUAUUUUUUAUAAUUUCUUAUUUUUAAACUAAUUAUCAUCAUUGUGUACUCGAUUUGAUAUAAGGAAAUAAUAUGUUAUCUAUAGUUUUAUAACAAUAUUUUUUACAUCA
Molecule: messenger RNA, 1596 nt
Organism: Sipha flava (yellow sugarcane aphid)
Lineage: Eukaryota; Metazoa; Arthropoda; Insecta; Hemiptera; Aphididae
Product: alpha-tocopherol transfer protein-like
Exons: 7
Coding region: 139-1071 (310 amino acids)
Cellular component (GO): membrane
Molecular function (GO): phosphatidylinositol bisphosphate binding
Source: RefSeq, a predicted model, not a curated record